CACUUCCCUUUUCUCAUCCCUAUUGUAUUCGUCUCUUUCCCCACUUUCUGCUUUAUCUCAUUCUUCCAUUGUUACUGCACAGGCACGCCACCAGGCAGUUAAGGCAGUUAAGGUGUUUUUGCUAUUCCUUUUCUUCUCGUGUUUUUCACUCUCCAAUCGGUAGCCACACACCAAACCCCAACUCUUUUCAUCUUCCUCUCAAUCUCGUGUAGUCUACAACCUUCUUCACGCCGUCUCCUCCUCAGCUCCAGCGGCUCAGUGUCGCCGCCGCCUCGCUGUCGUUCAUAGCUGUUGCUUCUGUCGUCUUUCUUCCCCUCGUGCAGCCGUAGCGUCCCUUCUAGCGUGUUUUUACUCAUUUUCUACUGGGUGAUGAACUCUAUGAAACCCAACCCAACCUAGAAACUAAGAUUGGGUUUCUUCCGUCAAUUGCUGCUGUAUACAGAACUCAAUUGCCCAUAUAAAUUGGACCUUGUGGUCGUAUGGAUGAUAAUAAAGUUGACAUUAUUAGCACCUCAGUAGAAGCAAGUACAAACAAUUUUAAAAUAAAAAAGGGGGAUAGACUCAUAUUAAGGGGUCUAAAGUUUCACGGUUAUCAUGGGGUGCAUCUUAGUGAAAAGGAAACAGGACAAAUGUUUUUGGUGGAUGUGGAUGCUUGGUUGGAUCUCCGGGCAGCUGGAAAAUCUGACGACUUGAAUGAUUCUGUAAGCUAUACAGCAAUUUAUCGCAUAGCGAAGGAAAUUAUGACUGGACCAUCACAUGAUCUUCUGGAAUCAGUUGCAGAGGAAAUUUCUUCAAAAAUAAUGAUCGAGUACGAUCGAAUAACUGCAGUUCGAGUGAAAGUUGCGAAGCCUGAUGUUGUUGUUGGCGGGCCCAUUGACUACUUGGGUGUUGAAAUUUUUAGAUCUAGAGAUAGAGACAUGGCAAUGUAACGUGCUUGUUAGUUCAACCUAAUGUUGUACUUUGUUUUUUGGAAAGAAGCUUAUGUGAAAGUGAAAUAAAGUUCUUGUUAACAUAAUAUUUGAUUAAUAUGACCAUUUGAGUUUUAGUUGUAUUUUUACACUGGGAUAAAUAGUAA
Benincasa hispida (wax gourd) is the source of this 1075-nucleotide messenger RNA. Its product is annotated as dihydroneopterin aldolase 2-like. Gene Ontology annotation, cellular component: cytoplasm. The record is from RefSeq and is a predicted model, not a curated record. Gene Ontology annotation, molecular function: dihydroneopterin aldolase activity. Lineage: Eukaryota; Viridiplantae; Streptophyta; Magnoliopsida; Cucurbitales; Cucurbitaceae. Gene Ontology annotation, biological process: folic acid-containing compound metabolic process.